Beta vulgaris subsp. vulgaris (sugar beet) is the source of this 3003-nucleotide messenger RNA. RefSeq lists its product as uncharacterized. The record is from RefSeq and is a predicted model, not a curated record. The coding region runs from base 110 to 2533 and encodes 807 amino acids. The transcript is spliced from 10 exons. Lineage: Eukaryota; Viridiplantae; Streptophyta; Magnoliopsida; Caryophyllales; Amaranthaceae.
UAUACAAAUACAAACGCACAAAUCGAACUGCGAACAUAUAUUGCAAAAUUCUGUUUUUUCACCGCUUUCCUUCUCUUGCAAUCUCUGGGCUUUCAUUGGUUUUGGUGAUAUGGCGGAGCAUCACCACCACAAACCCUCCACUUCUGGGGCUCGUGCGGAUACAGAUCUCAUGGAUACAGACCAGGUCAUGGUUAUUCCUGACACUCCUGAUAGGAUAUCUAAACAGCCUAAUAAUACUUGUAAGAUCUUGAAAUCUGCUGAUUCAAGUUCGAGAAGUUCUGGGUUGGGAAAUAUAUUCACUAUGGGUAGUAGGAAUCGGCUUUUUGGUGAUAGUAUCCGUGCUGCAGGAGUGUAUCCGCAUCGUGGGGGUAAUCUUGGUGAUAUAGCCCGAAGUCAAGGUGCAAGAGAUACUGCUGUUCCUUCUUCUAGUUUCAGGAAUGCUCCAAUCUCCAGUGUAGUAGGUGGCAGGACCUUUAAACACAAGGACAAGCAGCACUAUAACCAGCAGCACAUGGAGGAUGAUAAAAUUUUACAAUCUAGUUUUCUGGGGAUAUCAUCGCAUAACAACAGAAGGGAGGACCCAGUUUUUGUUGAACAUGGGGAAAUCGCAAAGUCUUCUUCUAAAUCCACAAGAGAUGAUUUAGGGGGUCAAAGGAUGAACAAAGGUCACCCUGGUCAAAUUCAAGGUUCAAGCGAUACCACUGUUCAUUCUUCUAGUUCCAAGAAUGCUUCAAUGUCCAGUAUGGCUGCUGACAGGACCUUUAGAUACAAGGACAGACAUCAGUGUUACCCACAUCACAUGGAGGAUGAAAAAGUUUCACAUUCUAGCUUUUCGGGGUUAUCGUCGCAUAACAGUAAUAGGGAGGACUCAGUAUCGGUUGAACAUGGUGACAUUACAAAGUCUUCUUGUAAAUUUACAAAAGAAGACUUAGGGGCUCAAAAGAUAAACAAAGGUCAUCUGCCUCCCAGUAAUAUUGUUUCAUUACAUUCUGCUGGAGCUUCUUCAAAAUCUACUAGAAAUGACAAUAAGGGAAAGGUGAAAGUUGGUCUUGGUAACCUUGUCCACUGUCAAGCUCAUCCUGUGAAAGGGAAUGAUGAGUUUGGCCUGAUUACAUCAGAUCAUGAUGCUGGGAACGGUCUCUCUGUGUCAUCACAUUCUCUCAGAGUACCUAGUACAACUGUGCGGAAAAGGUUGGUACGCAAUGGGUGUAUAUCCCCACAUAAUGUAGAAAAGGCCAAAAGGGUUGCAGCGACAUCUGGUAAUGUUUCUGAGAAUGUUGAGUGUGCUGUAGUAUCUGGUGGUUCUCGUCCUGUAAUCGAUGUUAAUGAGGUGAAUUCCAAACAUAAUGCUGCUUUUCGGGCUAAAGGAAAAGGAUUGUUAAUUCAUGACUCUCCUUCAAAGGGCCAUGCUGGCAGGAGAAGUGAUGUUGGGAAUCUGGCUGAUGGAUGUCAAAAGGGAAAGUUUUCUGGAAAUGAUUGUGUUCGUGUACAAAAGACCAGUGACAACUCAAAUAAAUUAAUUUUGGGCAAAUGCACUUCAUCAAUUCCUUCAAGAGUGUCAGAGCAAAAACCUAUGCUUAGUGAAGAUCAGCUUUGUACGCCAAGCACAUCUUUCAAAAGGCCUAAGAAGCAUGGCUUGAGCUCAGGUUGCCUUGAAAAGAGCAAAGAGGUUAUCUGUUUGAGUUCCGGUGGGGAAUCGUCAACCAUGAGGUCAGUAAGGGACCAUGGUCGCUUUCCUCACAGGGAACUAGGUUCUCCGUUGGCUGUCGAUGAAUGUUCUCCUGAAGUGGGAGAUAGUAUCUCACAAACUGAUAAUGACUCGGAGACUAGGGCAAUACAACUUCAAGCUGAUGAAAUGUUGGCUCUUGAGCUGCAGGAACAAUUAUAUAAUGAGACAGAAUCUACUGGUGGCGAGGGAAUUUCAUCAUCGAGAUGGUUAGAGAACCAGGAAGACAUUGUGCAGCCUGCUAUUCCAAGAGAAAGUCAUCACACGCAUGGUUUUGUUGGCGUCCCACCGUCAAAUCGACUACGAUCUUCUCAAUCUCAGUCUUUGCGCAAUCGCCUCUUCCGUCGAGGAGCUCAAGCGCGGCUUCCUAGAUCGAAUAUAACUAGGCUACGGAAUCAGGUUCAUCGCUAUCCUAGGCAGAGGGAUAGAUUGUUCCCUUCAGAUAUGGAUCUCGACAUGAGAAUUGAUUUACUAGAAACAUUGGAAGCUGUGGUCAAUGAUGAUAUCAGAAUGGUUAAUCAACUCCUUGAUUCUGAUCGUGAAUUUGGCGAAAACGAUUACGAAAUGUUAUUGGCUCUUGAUGACAACAACCAUACACAUCUUGGUGCAUCACGUGCUCAAAUAGCCAAUCUCCCGGAGUCUACAGUACAUAAUGAUGACUGCGAAGUUUGUUCAAUUUGUCUUGAAACCCCGGUUAUUGGGGAUACUAUGCGCCAUUUGCCUUGCUUGCACAAAUUUCACAAAGAUUGUAUUGAUCCAUGGCUGAGAAGGAAACGAUCAUGUCCAGUUUGCAAGUCGGAUGUAUGAUUUUCUUCCCGCUGUUUUUGAUAGAUCCAUCUUUUUUUGGCGUCUUGAAACCUGCUGGCAGUCUCACUGUGACCGUUCAGCUGGGCGCGGUCGACCUGUAUGGGGUACUAGAUGAUAGGACACUUUCUACAAACCAAAGAUGAAAACAAGAACUUGAAAUCAUUGAUUGCAUCAAUAAUGGAAUACAUAUUGGUUCUACUGACUUGCGUGUUCUAUGAAUAGCAUCAAUAACAAGCAAAAAAAUCUGAAACCAUUAUCUUGUGUAUGUGAACCUUAUGUAUUCCAUCAAGUGUGUAAUGUUCAAUGUAUAUAAAACCAACUUGUAAGACUGUAGUAGGCUUGGGUACUUCCAAGACGAUUAAAACAUUGCUGAAUUAUUACAUGCUUUUGAGAGCAUGUGUCUCGUCAAGGCUUGUGCUUCACGCAUAGACAAAUACAUGCAAAGGUCUUUUGGAACUUUCUCAUCUAAA